AUGAGUUAAGAGCUCGACACAAAGCUGAAUCCAUCAAUAGACAAAUACCCCACUUCAUCCCCUUCUAUAGUCUAACCAGGGGGUGUUAGAACUGGCUUUUUAUAUGCAUUCAUUCUUACUAUCGGAAUAGGUUCAUUCUAAUUUGGUUACUCAAUUGGAGUAUUCAAUACACUCUAAAAUGACUUUGCAUACUUGUUUGAAUGGGACAAGGACAAGCAAAAUUUAUGGUCUUCUGUGAUAACCUCAAUUUGCUCAGUAGGAUCUGCUGUGGGAUCAAUCGGCGUUGGAGUCUUCGUUAAAUAUGGAAAGAAAAAUUGCAUUCUUUUUGCAAAUAUCCUUGUGAUUAUUGGAGCAGGAAUAACUACUUAUAAGAACGUGUAUGCGAUUGUUGCUGGUAGAUUUAUAUAUGGCUUAGCAACAGGGUCUUUCUCUGUCUUAGUUCCAAUUAAUGAAGCUGCCCCAACUGAGCUAAAAGGACCACUUGGAGCUGUCACCUAGAUAUUAAUUACAGUCGGAAUUAUGAUAGCUUUCUUCCUUGGUAUUCCUAUCCCUAAAUUUGACUAUGUGACAAUUGGUGAUGUUAGUAAAUAUGUUAUUGCUGGUGGUGCUAAAGCUUCAUUUGUCUCAGACAACUACUGGAGAGUGAUGUUUGCUCUUCCAAUUGCAUUUAGUAUAAUCUAAAUUAUCCUAUUGCUCACAGUUUUCAAUUAUGAGACCCCAAAGUUUUUGAAGCAAAACAAUCAGCAUGGCUAACUUAGCAAAUUAAUGGGCAAAAUUUAUGAACCUGAUAGAAUUGUCGAGAGAAUCAAUGCUAUCGUCAUCGAAUCUGGUAAGGCUACAACCCCAAGCUAUGGUCAGACUCUCUGCCACCCUAAAUACCAAUAUGCUACAAUCCUUGGAUGCGCUUUGAGUGUUCUCUAAUAAUUAUCAGGUAUCAAUGCUGUCAUGUUUUACUCAAGCAAAAUCUUUGACAAAAUGGGUAUUGACACAAAUCUUGGAUCUGGCUUAGUAGGUUUCAUCAAUAUGGCUUCAACCUUCGGUGCUCUAUUCCUGUUAGGAAAAUUCGGAAGAAAACAACUACUCUGGUCUAUGUCAUUCCUUAUGGCUGCUGAUUUAGUUGGACUUGGUAUUGCCUUCUUCUAUCUUGAAAAUAACUCCACUGCUCAAGUAUUCUGCACAAUCUUCAUUAUGUUAUUUGUUGUUCUAUUCGAAUUCUCACUCGGUCCUAUCCCUUGGUUAUAUAUGGCAGAAAUUAUGACAGAGAAAGGUCUCAGUAUUGCUAUCUUGCUCAACUGGCUCAUGACAAUCUUAAUGGCUAUUGUUACACCAUUCGUUAUCUCUGGAGAACUUUUUAUCGUAUUCGGUGGACUCUGUGGCGUCACUGCAUUCUUUAGUAUGUUUUUGCUCAAGGAAACUAAGGGCUUAACAGAGGCAGAAGUUGCAGAACUCUACUCAAGAGAGAAAAAUAAGUAUUCACAUCUCAAGGACACCACAGCCUGA
This is a messenger RNA of Stylonychia lemnae, 1500 nucleotides long. NCBI's taxonomy places the organism in Eukaryota, Ciliophora, Spirotrichea, Sporadotrichida, Oxytrichidae. The record is from the annotation of a GenBank genome assembly.